GUUAGAACUCUAAGUGUCGCUGUUCACUAACCCGGACAAGAAAAUCAAUGGGAACUCGAGUUACAUCCUCCAGCCAGCCACAAGCCGAUCAAACACCAAACUGCGCAGAUAUUGCGACCUGAAAUGGCUCGUAACUGGACUCUACUCACUUAAGGAUCUUGACCUCUAAUUCUGUGGAUCACAAAGUGAUGCGAACCUGUUCUUCCUAUUAAUCCCGGGGAACUGUAUCAACCCAGUCAUGGCGGCUCUGCCAAAGCGCGGCGAGCUGCUCCUGCUCUUCGCUCUCCUGCAGUCGUUGUGGGGGAUCGGAGCUGGACAGAUCCGCUACUCCGUUCCUGAGGAGUUGGAGAAAGGUUCCUUCGUGGGGAACAUCUCCAAGGACCUGGGGUUGGAGCCCCGGGAGCUGGCGGAGCGCGGAGUCCGCAUCGUCUCCAGAGGUAGGACGCAGCUUUUCUCUCUCAACCCGCGAGGCGGCAGCUUGGUCACCGCGGGCAGGAUCGACCGGGAGGAGCUCUGCGCUCAGAGUCCGCGGUGUCUGGUGAGUUUUAACAUCCUUGUGGAGGAUGAAAUGAAGCUGUACCCUGUGGAAGUGGAAAUAGUGGACAUUAAUGACAAUGCGCCCCGAUUCUUAAGGGAAGAAUUGGAAGUGAAAAUUCUGGAAAACGCAGCUCCAUCCUCUCGUUUUCUACUAAUGGAGGUCGAUGAUCCUGAUGUGGGAAUGAACUCUCUUCAGAGCUUCAGUGUCAGCAGUAAUAAUCAUUUCUCGGUGGAUGUACAAAGCCAAGCCCAUGGGCCCAAGUACCCGGAGCUGGUGCUGGAGCAUGCCCUGGACCGGGAGGGAGAAGCCAUUCACCACCUAGUACUUACCGCCAUGGAUGGUGGUGACCCUGUCCGCUCAGCCAUGGCACGAAUUCUGGUAACUGUCCUAGAUGUGAAUGACAAUGCUCCCAUGUUCACUCAGCCUGUCUACAAAGUGAGUGUUCUUGAAAAUCUGCCAGUAGGUACACCAGUGUUGUCAGUAAAUGCCACUGACCAGGAUGAAGGAGUCCAUGCAGAAAUAAAUUAUUCCUUCGUGAAGAUCACAGAAAAGAUCUCACAGAUUUUCUCCUUGAAUGUUUUGACUGGAGAAAUUUCAACUUCUGCAACUCUAGACUAUGAGGACUUGAGCUUUUACGAGUUGGAUGUUGAAGCCCGAGAUGGGCUAGGUCUUCAAGACAGAGCAAAAGUCUUAAUAACCAUCUUGGAUGUGAAUGAUAAUGUACCAGAAGUGGUUGUUACAUCUGUAAGCAAAGCAAUUGCUGAAAACGAGCCUCCAGGAACAGUAGUUGCUCUUUUUCAAGUGUACGAUCGAGACUCUGGACUGAAUGGCCAGGUAACAUGUUCCAUCUCAAGAAGUCUCCCUUUUGAAUUGGAAAAAUCAGUAGACAAUUAUUAUCGAUUAGUGACAAAUACAGUUCUAGACCGGGAGCAGGUGUCUUUGUACAACAUAACUGUGACAGCCACAGACAAAGGAACACCACCUCUGUCUACAAAAAAAUUCAUCUCCUUAAGUGUGUCUGACACUAAUGACAACCCGCCCAUCUUCUCCCAUUCAUCCUACUCUGUAUACAUCCCUGAGAACAACCCCAGAGGCACUUCCAUCUUCUCCUUGAAGGCACUUGAUCCUGACAGUGAAGAGAAUGCCCAAGUCGUCUACUCCCUAGCCAAAGAAACUUUCCAGGGUGCACCUCUGUCCUCCUACCUCUCCAUCAACCCCAAUACUGGUGUCCUGUAUGCACUGUGCUCCUUUGAUUAUGAGCAGUUUAGAGACUUGCAGCUACUAGUGACAGCCAAUGACAGAGGGAACCCACCACUCAGCAGUAAUGUGUCACUGAAACUCUUUGUGCUGGACCAGAAUGACAAUGCACCCGAGAUUCUGUAUCCUGUCCUCCCCACUGAUGGUUCUACUGGUGUGGAGCUGGCUCCCCGCUCUGCAGAGCCUGGAUAUCUAGUUACCAAGGUGGUGGCAGUGGACAAAGACUCAGGACAGAAUGCCUGGCUGUCCUACCGCUUAAUCAAGGCCAGUGAGCCAGGGCUUUUCUCCGUGGGUCUUCACACAGGUGAGGUGCGUACAGCAAGGGCCUUGUUGGACAGAGAUGCGCUCAAGCAGAGCCUCGUGGUAGCUGUGCAGGACCAUGGCCAACCCCCUCUCUCAGCCACCGUCACGCUUACUGUGGCUGUGGCCAACAGCAUCCCUGAUGUCCUGGCGGACCUGGGCAGCAUCAAGACCCCUGCUGAUCCUGAGGACUCAGACCUCACACUUUACCUGGUGGUGGCAGUAGCUGCUGUUUCCUGUAUAUUCUUGGCCUUUGUUAUGGUGUUGCUGGUGCUCAGACUGCAGCGUUGGCACAAGUCAAAGUUGCUGAAGGUUACGAGUGGGGGAUUGUCAAGUGUGCCCACCUCACACUUUGUGGGCGUGGACGGGGUGCGCGCUUUCCUGCAAACCUAUUCCCAUGAGGUGUCGCUCACCUCGGACUCAAGAAAGAGCCAUCUGAUCUUCCCCCAGCCCAACUAUGCCCACACUCUCAUCAGCCAGGAGGGCUGUGAGAAAAAUGAACCUCUAUUAAUACAGGAAGAUUCAGGGUUUUGUAAAGAGGAAGACUCUUUUGUUCAGGUGAGAUUACUGCUUUUAUUGUUUUUUUUAAAACAGGAAAUUUAAAGAUUCUAUUUGACCAGUGCUAAGUUUUCUCAGCCUCUUGGAACCACAUAUGCUAUGGUUUGGUUAUGAAAUGUCUCCCAGAGACACACUUGGUCCUUGAUGCGAGAGUAUUUAGAGGUGGGCUGUUGGAAAUUGAUUGGGUUGGUGAAUUCAUAGUUGAAUAGAGGUGAUGGAUAAGUGGAAGUUGAGGAGGAAGUUAGUUACUGCCAUGCUUUCCUGCUGUACACAUGCCUGUUGCCAUGAUGUUCUACCUCACCACAGCCUAAAGUAGUGAGGCCAGUCUGCCUUGGACUGAAACCGCUGAAAUCAUGAGCCAAAAUGAACCUUUACUCCUUUAAGUUGGUUCCUCACAGGUACUUUGUCAAAGAAAUGAAAAUCUAGCAUGAUACAAAUUCCUGGUGUUUUUCAUUUAUAUCAGUAAAUCUCUUUUAAAUCUUAGUUUUCUUAAAAAUAUUAGCUCUAGAUUCUUUCAGCCUUUCUCUUACUGGAAAACUUAUCUGUACCUUUGAUCUUAUAUACCUCAUUUCUUAGGCUUUUUCCCUUAU
This is a messenger RNA of Castor canadensis (American beaver), 3243 nucleotides long. Lineage: Eukaryota; Metazoa; Chordata; Mammalia; Rodentia; Castoridae. The record is from RefSeq and is a predicted model, not a curated record.